This is a messenger RNA of Staurois parvus, 537 nucleotides long. The record is from the annotation of a GenBank genome assembly. Lineage: Eukaryota; Metazoa; Chordata; Amphibia; Anura; Ranidae.
CAGCAGAAUGGAAACACAGAAGGAAUUUCAUCUGGAUCUGCACAACAGAUAGCUCCACAGACACCUCCUAACACUCCAGAUCCUCGAAGCCUGCCAAACCCUGAAACCAUUGCACCAGGAUACACUGGUCCACUUACAGAAGUGCCACCAGAAAAAUUUAAUGAGACAGCAGUUCCUAAAUACUAUAUGUCUCCUUGGGAAGAAGCUAUUGUUAAUGAACCAGAACUACUGGAAUCCUUGUACUCCAAGAUGCCCACACCAGGGGAUAAGAUGCUGCCUCCCGACUACAGAAGUUUUAACAGGGCGGCUACUCCAUUUGGUGGGUUUGAAAAAGCAUCCAAGAUGACUACAUUCAAGAUGCCAAAAUUUGACCUGCCAUCUAUGAAUGAUUUCACAUUUGAUAUGAUACCAAACCCCAUCAAUUCAAGGAAAUCCUUUAAUAGAGCACCUCAAGGAUGGACAUCUCAACAUCCCCAUAUUAUAGUGUCCACUGACAUCCUCUUCAACCCUGAAGUUCCAGAGUCUGAUGAUCUGUGA